This is a messenger RNA of Coprinopsis cinerea okayama7#130, 1826 nucleotides long. RefSeq names its product delta-1-pyrroline-5-carboxylate dehydrogenase. Bases 1 to 1647 code for a protein of 548 amino acids. The transcript is spliced from 10 exons. Gene Ontology annotation, molecular function: L-glutamate gamma-semialdehyde dehydrogenase (NAD+) activity. Gene Ontology annotation, cellular component: mitochondrial matrix. The record is from RefSeq and is a predicted model, not a curated record. Lineage: Eukaryota; Fungi; Basidiomycota; Agaricomycetes; Agaricales; Psathyrellaceae.
AUGAACCUUACACCACAGCUCGCGUCUUUCUCCAUCCCAGCAAUCGACAAUGAACCUAUGAAAUCUUAUGCACCUGGCUCUCCUGAGCGUCAGGCUUUGCAGGCAGCCAUCCGGCAGAUGGAGCAGGAGCUGCCUUUCGAGGUUCCAUGCAUCGUGAACGGACAAGAAGUCCGAACUGGAAAGCUUGCGAAGCAACCUCUACCACACGACCACGCCAAACACCUAUGCCAAUACCACGAGGCCGACGAGGUCACUGCCGCCAAAGCUAUCGAAGGAGCGUUGGCCGCCAAGGCCGAAUGGGAAGCUAUGCCCUGGAAUGAUAGGGCUGCUAUCUUCUUGAAGGCGGCAGACCUCGUUAGCCAGAAGUAUAGGUACAAGCUUAUGGCUGCGACGAUCCUCGGUCAGGGAAAGAAUGCAUGGCAGGCUGAGAUUGAUGCUGCCGCUGAGCUCGCCGACUUCCUUCGAUUUGGUGUGAAGUAUGUGGAAGAGCUGUAUGCUCAACAGCCACCAAAGAACGCGCAGGGGUCAUGGAAUCGUGUUGAAUACCGGGCACUCGAAGGAUUUGUCCUCGCUGUUUCUCCUUUCAACUUUACCGCCAUUGGUGGAAACCUUCCUGGAGCCCCCGCACUCGUCGGCAACGUCGUCGUCUGGAAGCCUGCACCGGCUGCAACUUAUUCCAACUACCUCGUCUACCAAAUCCUCGCCGAGGCUGGUGUACCACCUGGCGUCAUCCAGUUCGUCCCUGGCCCACCAGCCGAAGUCGUGGCACAAGCCAUCGGCCACCGUGAAUUCUCCGCUCUGCACUUCACUGGCAGCACCUUUGUGUUCAAGAAACUAUGGAAGGACAUCGCUAUGAACUUGGACAAGUAUAGAGGCUAUCCUAGGAUUGUGGGCGAGACGGGAGGCAAGAACUUCCAUUUGGUUCAUAAGAGUGCGGAAGUGAGGAACGCGGUUCUCCAGAGCGUGCGAGCUGGAUUCGAGUAUCAGGGCCAGAAAUGUUCGGCACUUUCACGACUCUAUGUCUCAAGAUCUGUUUGGGAGAACGGAUUCAAGGACCAGUUCUUAGGCGAGGUCGCGAAGAUCAAGGUCGGACCACCUCAAGACUUUGGUAACUUUAUGGGUCCUGUCAUUGGUCGAUCGGCUUACGACAAGAUUCUGGGAUACAUCCAGAAAGCUAAGGAUGCUGGUGGAGAGGUCCUGAUUGGAGGCACUGGCGAUGACUCCAAGGGAUACUUCAUCCAACCAACUGUCAUCCUCACCAAGGAUCCCAAGUCGGUCACGAUGGUGGAGGAGAUUUUCGGGCCCGUGAUCACUGUCUUCGUGUAUGAGGACGAUGACUUUGAGAAGACCCUCGAGUUGAUUGAUACCACCACGGACUACGCCUUGACUGGUGCAAUCUUCUCGCAAGACCGCAAGGUCCUCAUCUCCGCUACCAACAAGCUCAGAAACUCUGCUGGCAACGUGUACUACAACGAGAAAUGCACAGGGGCCGUGGUCGGGCAGCAGCCGUUCGGCGGUGGACGGGCGAGCGGGACGAACGAUAAAGCUGGGAGCAUUAAUUUGUUCUAUAGGUUCGUCAGUCCCAGGAGUAUCAAGGAGAACUUCGUGGGGCUUGAGGACUUCCAGUAUCCUUCCAACUUGGUGUAGUGGGAUGAAUGUUGCGAUUGGACUCCGACUCGUGAUUGGACUCUGGACUGUGGACUCCGAUUUUGAAUUCUUUGCAUCGUUGGUUAUGUUGUAUAGUAGAUAUCCAUUCCCCAUCCAAGUGUACAAUUGCCAAUAGAACUCUAUAUUCAGAACUACUCAGAUAAUGUCUAGCUUAGACC